AGAAUUAUGUUUCAUGAAAAUGGGAAAACAUCUAUUAAAAGGGGUAACAAAAUCAUUGCAACUGGUCAACAACUAGCGGAUGCUUUCACGAAGCCACUACCAUCAGUGCAAUUUUCGAAAAUCUGGAAACGAAUGAGCCUGGAAGAAUUAUUCGAAAGUGCCCGCGAGGUUUUGCUUGGCAACAGCCAUCUCGAUCCAGGCGUCAGGCGGAACAAACAACUUAGCAUUUUGAAAGAGUCUACAGGAAGACGCCCAACCAACCGGUAUAUAAUUCCCCGUAGUGAUCAUUUAAUCAUUGUGAACGAGAAUUAAAAUUAAAAUUCACACAUCGACCUCGCCAGUUAAUAUCCA
Neodiprion fabricii is the source of this 351-nucleotide messenger RNA. RefSeq lists its product as uncharacterized. NCBI's taxonomy places the organism in Eukaryota, Metazoa, Arthropoda, Insecta, Hymenoptera, Diprionidae. Bases 7 to 312 code for a protein of 101 amino acids. The transcript is spliced from 3 exons. The record is from RefSeq and is a predicted model, not a curated record.